Molecule: messenger RNA, 252 nt
Organism: Knipowitschia caucasica
Lineage: Eukaryota; Metazoa; Chordata; Actinopteri; Gobiiformes; Gobiidae
Source: the annotation of a GenBank genome assembly
AUGAAUAAUGGAGGUUUUGUUUUAUAUUUUGGGGGGGGGGGUUGGGGGGGGGGGGGGGGGGGGGGGGGGGGGGGGGGGGGGGGGGGGGGGGGGGGGGGGGGGGGGGGGGGGGGGGGGGGGGGGGGGGGGGGGGGGGUUUUUUGUGUGUGGGGGGGGGGGGUUUUUUUGGGGGGGGGGGGGGGGGGGGGGGGGGGGGGGGGGUGGGGGGGGGGGGGGGGGGGGGGGGGUUUGUGUUGUGUGGUGUGUGUGUAG